This is a messenger RNA of Cucumis melo (muskmelon), 1171 nucleotides long. Its product is annotated as pyridoxine/pyridoxamine 5'-phosphate oxidase 2. Bases 355 to 951 code for a protein of 198 amino acids. The record is from RefSeq and is a predicted model, not a curated record. Gene Ontology annotation, biological process: pyridoxine biosynthetic process. NCBI's taxonomy places the organism in Eukaryota, Viridiplantae, Streptophyta, Magnoliopsida, Cucurbitales, Cucurbitaceae. Gene Ontology annotation, molecular function: FMN binding; pyridoxamine phosphate oxidase activity. The transcript is spliced from 6 exons.
AAAAAGUUCAUACUUUUAGUAAAUCAAUCGUAGUUCUUGGGUAAAAGUACACUUUAGUAAAUCAAUCUUAUUUAUAGCCAUUUAGUUCUUAUAAAAGAUGCAGUCAUAUAACAAUUUAAUCAUUGUAUAUCAAUCUUAUUCCUAACCUUGUUAAAUUAGUAGUAGGAUUUAAUAAAUUUAUUGUAUAAAUAAAUGAUAAACUAACUGUACACUCUGAUUUGAACACGUCGAAAUCACUCAUAGUUCUUGUAUAAAUUCAUGAAUCCAUAUUGGAUAUAAGAAAACGAAACAGUUGAAUUUGGCUCCAGAAUGCAGUAUUUCAAACCAGUAGGCGAAUUAGCGGGCAAUUAGAAAAUGGGAUCGGCAGUGGCGCCAUGGAAGUCCCUUCUUCUCCGUGCUUUGGAAUCUAAUGGCCAAAUCAAGCAUUCCAAAUUCUUGCAGCUCGCAACGAUAGGAACUAAUGGAAGGCCCUCAAAUCGAACAGUUGUUUUCAGAGAAUUUGAAGAAGGCACCGACAGGAUCCAUAUUUACACAGAUUCUAGAAGUCGCAAGAUUGAAGAGCUUAAGAAUUGUCCAUUUGCUGAGAUUUGUUGGUAUUUCACCGAUACAUGGGAGCAAUUUCGUAUCAGUGGGAGAAUGGAGGUUGUCGAUGCAUCAUGUCUUGAUGCUACAAAGUUCAAGCAAAGGGCAGAAGCCUGGUCCUCCAUUUCUCCCAAGUCAAGAAUGCAGUAUUUGGGACCUAGUCCAGGUCUUCCUCACCUUGCUGAACAACCAGCCAAGGAACCUUUUCUAGAUUCUUAUUCGGGUCCUGUUGAUGCAUUUUGUUUGCUGGUCUUCGAUCCUGAUCAGGUUGAUUAUCUGAAUCUGAAGAGUGAAGAAAGGAAUUUGUUUAGAGCUAUUCCAAGUUUUGGAGGGGAGAAAUUAUGGGAAACGGAGAGGAUAAAUCCUUAGCACUUGCACCCGGAUCUGCACAUAUAUAUCCUGAUAACAAGCUGCUAUCAUCAAAUCAACUGAUGCAAGUUGAAGUUGCUUAUAUGUGUUCACAAAGAUCAGAACCCCUUUGGUUUGUUAGUACUGAUGUUAUUGAUUGAUAUCAGUUUCUUGUGCCACAUUGUUAGCUUUGAACACGUUGUUCAUUAAUCAUUCCCGUGAGAUUUGGUAGCUUUAUUCA